AUGAACACAGCAAUCAGCCUACUAUGUGUGGUGGCCUGUGUGUCGGCCAUCCAGAUCGGAUACGUCGCUCCAGCCACGAGCUAUAUUUACCGAAGCGAUAAUGACGGUCCGGCCAGCCUCAUCCAUGUUGGAGCGCAUGGCUACCAGCAGCCACAAGCAUUUGCGCCUCCUUUACCUAUCGGCCAACCAUUGAAAGCGGUCGAGGCCUACGACUUGGCGCCGAUCCCGUUGCCAUAUGUAGCCGCUAAGCCCAUCAUUAUAGAAGAUGCAGAAGAUGAUGACGAGAGCUCUGAUGAGGGGUCUGAAGAAAGCAGCGAGGAGGAACUAGCCGGGCAUAGCAUCGGUCAUGAAGCUGGUGGUGGCAGUGCUUAUGGUGAAGAACAUCAUGCUGCCAAAGGCGAAAAAGGUACCAAGGGUUAUCACAGCCAAGAUCAUCAUGCCAAAGGAGUAGCUGGCAAGUACGGCAAGGAGCAUAAGGAAGGUUACUUCCAGGAAGCUAAAGGAGAAAAGGGCGAGCACCAUGACGAAGCAGACGCUCAUGGAAAACAUCACGAAGCCGGAGAGAGUUACAAAGGAGGAGAUCAUGGUCAUAAGAAACAUUUCAGCAAGGGUGAAGAAGUCACCGGUUACCACAAGGUGUUCCAUAAGGAUGAGUUUAAGAAAGACCACGACUUCUACGAUGUAGCUGACAACAGUGGUAACUUCAAGAAGCACGGUUCCCAAGACGCUCAUCACGGAUCCGAAGCUGGCGGUCAUAAGAAAGGAGGUCACAGCGACUCGGGCUUUAACAAGGGCGGUUUCGGUAAAUCUGGAUUCCAUGCUAAGGGUGUAGUGGACGAAGCGGAUGAAGGACAUUCCGCUGAGGAAGGCGCAGACAGUCAUUACAAGCACCAUGAGGACUACGGGAAAAAGGCGGGUGGCAGCCAGGAGAAGGAAUAUGCAUUUGGUGGAGCUGAUGGUGAUUACGAAGAAGACGACAAGCACGAUGACGAAGAAUGA
Molecule: messenger RNA, 999 nt
Organism: Nymphalis io (European peacock)
Lineage: Eukaryota; Metazoa; Arthropoda; Insecta; Lepidoptera; Nymphalidae
Product: histidine-rich protein PFHRP-II-like
Exons: 1
Coding region: 1-999 (332 amino acids)
Source: RefSeq, a predicted model, not a curated record